This is a messenger RNA of Protopterus annectens (West African lungfish), 891 nucleotides long. RefSeq lists its product as uncharacterized. The record is from RefSeq and is a predicted model, not a curated record. The transcript is spliced from 7 exons. Bases 151 to 891 code for a protein of 246 amino acids. Lineage: Eukaryota; Metazoa; Chordata; Ceratodontiformes; Protopteridae.
CGUUCCAUAAUAAUUAUUUUACUCAGUUAUUGCUGUCCUGUAACUGUCUAAGUCGUUGCAUGAUGCAGUAAAAGUCGUGGCGUCCAUUAAUAAGAAAUACAUAUUUCCAAUCAAUGACAGACGUGCUUAUGCUUUGUUUAUACGAAUUUAAUGGGGAAAAUGACCUGCCCUCAGCCCAGAACUAAUCGAGGAAUCAGAAGUCUUCAGUCUCAGUGUGAAGUGAGGACAUUGAGGGAGAAGAUAGUCAAAUUACAGAGAGAACUUAGUUCCAGCAAAGCUGAAACACAGAAUUUAGCCAAACAGCUAAAAUGCCUCAGUCUUCUUGUCAAAAGGGCAUGGUGUGGAGAUAUGACUGCAGCUAGGCAUGUUGCAAAAAUUGUGGGUGCUGCACCACCAGUAAUGAAGGUCAAGUCUGGCCCAGAAGGUGAAAAGAUUGUUGUUGUUCAGACUCAGCCUAAAGUGCUACAUAACUGGGCCUUCCUGACAACAAGGCUACUGAAUAAGAAAGACAUAAAGUUAGAAGAUUUAGUCUGCCAUCUAUCCACACAAAAACUGGAACAGAGAGAGGCUUACUUGGAUGAACAGAUGGAAACACAUGAUGAAAUUCUUGAAGCCACUCCAGCAAGUUUGAAAAUGGCAUCCUCUUCUCUGCAUAGUUCAAGAGCACGACUUCUUGUCAGACCACGUAGUGGAUUUGUUUACAAUGCAAUUAAUGAAAAUACAAAAACAUGCCUCAAUGAUACAGAAGGAUUUGUUCUGAAAAAGGAAAGACCACACAGCUCAACUGCUGUUCAGGAGAAAAAAAUUCAGAGAUCUAGAACUUGCCUUUCAGGUAAUUUGUUUUUAAUUUCAAUGAUUAUAUUGCAGAGGAGUAAGUUGAUGUACAUGUAG